Molecule: messenger RNA, 1385 nt
Organism: Aplysia californica (California sea hare)
Lineage: Eukaryota; Metazoa; Mollusca; Gastropoda; Aplysiida; Aplysiidae
Product: protein FAM136A
Exons: 3
Coding region: 22-444 (140 amino acids)
Cellular component (GO): cytoplasm
Source: RefSeq, a predicted model, not a curated record
CGUGAUUAUUAUGUUUGCAAAAUGGACGGUGCACAGGCUCGCGUGCAGGAGGCGAUUUCGAAAAUGGUCAAUACCCUCGACACUGGGUGUCUGAGGAAGAUGCAGGUUGAUAUGUACAACUGCAGUGCGAAAUGUUGCGAGAAUCCCAAGUACUCUUUAGACGAAGUACAGAAGUGUAUAGAAGACUGUUCACUUGAUGUCAACAGAGCCCAGGCUUAUCUUCAGAAUGAGAUAGAGUCAUUCCAGAAUCGUCUUCAAAGGUGUGCUAUGAGUUGUCAGGAUAAACUGAAAGACCAGAUGCCUGUCCAGCCUUCAGAUGCUGAUGUUCAGAGGGGCAGGUCUUCUCUUGAACAGUGUGUUGUUCAGUGUGCUGAUUCACAUGUUGGUCUUGUUCCCGAUCUAACGAAGAAAAUGCUGGAGACUUUGAAAAAGAAGAAAUACUAGCUUGUGAUCCUGAGCUGAGUUGUUUUAGAUUUCUAUUUUGGGGUUGGUUUCUAGUGUGUAUGGUUGAAAAGUUGUAUUCAGAGACAUAUAUUUAAAGUGUUGCUGUUGGUUCAUGAGAGAAGUUCCCAUGCCAGGAAUAUUUAUGAUCACUGCCAGUGAAAGGAAAGAUGGUAUGCUUUCAUGUUGGAGUAACUGCAGCUCCUUUGUUACAUUGAUGAGAGUCUCUUAUAUUCUUUAUCUUUGGACCAUGUCAUUUUGUAAUGUUAUGAUUUUCAUGCCUAUUUUCUUCCUUGUGGAGUAGACAGUGGUGUUCAUUUUUUUACUUCUCUAUUUAAUCUAUUUUUGGACCUAGUCCUGAUUUGCCAAGAUACAUUUCAUACGUAGGCUAUGACCAAUAAUCCCCUCAUUUCAUCUUUAUAUUCUUUCUUGUCUUCAAAAGGGCCUGGCACUUCCUUACUUCUUCUCAUCCAUUUCUCAUGGUAGGCCUACCUGAAAUAUCUAAACACUCAACUUAUGUUUUGGCAUACCAUCGUUGGGUUCACAUUGUUCUUGUGGAAGAGGGGUGUGUGCUUCCACUGAUUCAUAUAUUAUAUAUUUUUGUGCCUUGUCCUGUCUACAGGUUUUUAGUUAAUCAAAAGCUUCGAGUGGUAUAGUUUCAGGCCAGCAUUUAUUAUUUCAAGUGUUUGAUACUGGUGUGAUAUAUGAAUUGAUUGUAUGACGUACUAUAUUACAUCUCUAAAGUGUAAGUGACUCUAAAGUGUAAGUGAUUUGUGGCAGAGGUUCAUGUACAUAGUCUACUAGAUAGGAAGCUUGAUCACAUGAUGUGCCAAAGUCUGCAGUGAGAGUAUGUCAGUUUCUUUCAUCGUUUGUUCAGAGUGAGUGUAUUACCUCAUGCUGAAUGCAGGAAAGAAUAAACAUUUGAGUUGGAGGUUAUCCGUAGA